AUGGAAGAGGUACUUUCGGAGGGUGUAGAUGCUUUAGCAGCAUGUGUCGAUGACAUGGCGAAAUGUUUAACCGUAUCUAAGGUCACUACAGAUAGAAGCACUAAACUUGCUAUAAAUAUGCUACAAACUAAGAGGGUAUUCCAGUUGGUAUCAGAAUAUGAUGUGCAGAGGGCCAGACUUGAUUUGAUGGAGGAUAUAGAACCAUUGUUACAAAAACUAUAUAGUAAACUGGAAAAAGCUCUAACCAAAUUGGAAAGGGAGCGGGCCACUCUAUCACAAACAUUCGAAUUGAAUAAACUACGAUUCAACAAUCAAGAAAGUAACCCCAUCAUAGAUAAUGUGAAAUCGGAUCCAGUUGUAAUAGUAUCCUCGACACAUGAAGAAUUGGAACGUCUCAAAGACUUAAAGAAUCGUAAAGAAGAACUGAUACAAAGAAUACAGGAAUUGCAUGAAGAGAGAUAA
Molecule: messenger RNA, 462 nt
Organism: Kluyveromyces lactis
Lineage: Eukaryota; Fungi; Ascomycota; Saccharomycetes; Saccharomycetales; Saccharomycetaceae
Gene: SPC19
Product: Spc19p
Exons: 1
Coding region: 1-462 (153 amino acids)
Biological process (GO): attachment of spindle microtubules to kinetochore
Cellular component (GO): DASH complex; spindle microtubule
Source: RefSeq, a predicted model, not a curated record